GUGGUCUUCCUCGGCUCGCCCGGCGUCGCGGCCCUCACGCUGGAGGCGCUGCUCGACGCGUCGGCGGAGGGCCGCGGCGGCGGCUUCGAGGUCGUCGCGGCGGUGUCGCAGCCGCCGGCGCCCAAGGGCCGGAAGCGCGCGCUCGCGAAGAGCGAGGUCCACGAGCUCGCGGAGGCGCGCGGCGUGCCCUGCCUCACGCCGGCGUCGGCGCGCGACCCCGAGUUCCUCGCGGCGCUCGAGGCCUUGGACGUCGACCUGUGCGUGACGGCGGCCUACGGCCAGUUCCUCCCGAAGGCGUUCCUCGCGAUCCCGAAGCACGGCACGAUGAACGUGCACCCGAGCCUCUUGCCGCGCUGGCGCGGCGCGGCGCCGCUCCAGCGGUCCCUGGAGGCCGGCGACGCCGAGGUCGGCGUGACCGUGCUCCGAACCGUGCUGAAGAUGGACGCGGGACCCGUGGCCGCGCAGCGGACGCGGGCGGUGGAGGACGGCGACGACUGCGCGGCGCUGCUCGACGAGCUCUUCGGCGUCGGCGCGCAGCUGCUCGUCGACGACGUCAUGCCGGGGCUCUGGGACGGGACGCUCGAGUGCGAGCCGCAGGACGGCGACCUCGCGACCGAGGCGCCGAAGCUCACCAAGGACGAGGGCGCGCUCGACCUCGGCGGCCCCGGCGACGACGGCCGCUCCGCGGCGCGCCGCGCCGCGGACAAGGUCCGCGCGUUCACGCCGUGGCCGGGCACGCACGUGCCCGUCCGCGUCGGCGACAAGCCCGACGUCGAGCGGCUCAAGAUCCUCGCCGCGCGCGUCGCGCCCGAGUGCCCCGCGGGCGGCGCCCUCGCCAAGGUCGGCAAGGCCGUCCUCCUGCCCUGCGCCGACGGCUCCGCGCUCGAGCUCCUCAAGGUCCAGCCCGCGAACCGGAAGCCCAUGGACGCCGCGGCCUACUGGAACGGCCUCCGGGGC
Aureococcus anophagefferens is the source of this 957-nucleotide messenger RNA. RefSeq lists its product as hypothetical. Gene Ontology annotation, biological process: conversion of methionyl-tRNA to N-formyl-methionyl-tRNA; biosynthetic process. The annotation marks the transcript as partial. The record is from RefSeq and is a predicted model, not a curated record. Lineage: Eukaryota; Pelagophyceae; Pelagomonadales; Pelagomonadaceae. The transcript has a single exon. Gene Ontology annotation, molecular function: methionyl-tRNA formyltransferase activity.